Messenger RNA from Priapulus caudatus, 1083 nucleotides. Its product is annotated as homeobox protein SIX6-like. Gene Ontology annotation, biological process: regulation of transcription by RNA polymerase II. NCBI's taxonomy places the organism in Eukaryota, Metazoa, Priapulida, Priapulimorpha, Priapulimorphida, Priapulidae. The transcript is spliced from 2 exons. The record is from RefSeq and is a predicted model, not a curated record. Gene Ontology annotation, cellular component: nucleus; transcription regulator complex. Gene Ontology annotation, molecular function: DNA-binding transcription factor activity, RNA polymerase II-specific; RNA polymerase II cis-regulatory region sequence-specific DNA binding. The coding region runs from base 191 to 1018 and encodes 275 amino acids.
GAUAACGACCGACAUAUCGUGCGCCAGCGAGCUCCACCCCGUCACUCACAGCGCCGGCUCACAGCCGUGGAUCAGCCCCGCGCCUACUUCAGAGUGAGUCUCCGACAGAAACGAGAGAGAGAGAGAAGCGCGUUGCUGCGUGCGACAUUCCCCAACCGUGGACGGACGAUUGCAUGCAGAUAUCAGUCCGAUGUGGAUGACAGCCCCUACGUCCGGUCCCCCCGGCGGCUUCCCCAUGCCCGGCAUCGCCGCGAUGCCCACACUCAUGUUCGCUCCUCUCCCGUCGCUCAGCUUCACCCCGGCGCAGGUAGCGAGGGUGUGUGAGACACUGGAGGAGAGCGGAGACGUUGAGCGGCUAGCCCGCUUCCUCUGGUCCCUACCAGCCGCGCACGGCAACUGCGAGUCGCUGAACAAAAACGAGGCGGUGAUGCGGGCGCGGGCGCUUGUCGCCUACCAUCACGGCAGCUUCCGAGAACUCUACCACAUACUCGAAAACUUUCGCUUCGGCAAGGACUCGCACACCAAGCUGCAGGCGAUGUGGCUGGAGUCACACUACCAGGAGGCGGAGAAGCUGCGAGGGCGGCCGCUCGGGCCCGUCGACAAGUAUCGUGUUCGUAAGAAGUUCCCGCUGCCGCGAACCAUCUGGGACGGCGAGCAGAAAACGCACUGUUUUAAGGAGAGGACUCGCGGUUUGUUACGAGAAUGGUACCUGCAAGAUCCGUACCCGAAUCCGACCAAAAAGCGAGAGCUGGCGCAGGCCACGGGACUAACGCCGACACAAGUAGGAAACUGGUUCAAAAAUAGGCGACAACGGGACAGAGCAGCAGCGGCGAAAAACAGAAUGCAACAGCAGCAGCAGCGCAGUAGCAGCAGUAGUAGUGGCGGUAGCGCGACGAUCAGUCGUCCCGUGGACGGAUCGACCGAUGCCCUUCUCAUGCAUCACGGCCGGGACUCUCCUCUCUCGAGUUCGCCAUGUAGUAGUCCGGAUCCGACGCUCGAUCCCGUACUCUCGCCGUAGGUUGUAAAUGUGUGUGUAUGUGUGUGUGUGUGUGUGUGUGUGUGUGUGUGUGUGUGUGUGUGUGU